Salvelinus namaycush (lake trout) is the source of this 3180-nucleotide messenger RNA. RefSeq names its product run domain Beclin-1-interacting and cysteine-rich domain-containing protein-like. Gene Ontology annotation, biological process: negative regulation of endocytosis; negative regulation of autophagosome maturation. NCBI's taxonomy places the organism in Eukaryota, Metazoa, Chordata, Actinopteri, Salmoniformes, Salmonidae. The record is from RefSeq and is a predicted model, not a curated record. Gene Ontology annotation, cellular component: late endosome; early endosome. Bases 215 to 3058 code for a protein of 947 amino acids. Gene Ontology annotation, molecular function: phosphatidylinositol phosphate binding. The transcript is spliced from 20 exons.
CUGUCCUACUGUUUAGACUUGCGAUUUUGACACUGACAGCGCUUAUGUUGGACUACUGUCACACUCCUAGCCAAAGUGAAUGCGACGAGCUAAUUUUAAGCCACCGACUGUAAGUGGCCGGUGACUUGUGCGUACUGGAAGGGGACUUGGGGGGAAGCUGAUACCGUAUUCAGUUUCCCCCCCUGCUUCCAGGGAAUUUCCUUGCUUCGAGGAAAUGGAGAUUACGUCGGAGGAAAAAGCCGAGGAACGCAGGAGGGAACACUGGAAGCUGCUGUCUAGUCUGAAGACCACGGUGGAGGGCCUGGUGUCCAGCAGCAACCCCAACGUGUGGUCUCGCUACGGGGGUCUGCAGCGGCUGCACAAGGACAUGAGCCACAUCCUCAGCCACGGCCUCAAGCACGAGCAGGUGUACUACAAGCAGAAAGACUAUUGGCCCUUUGUGUGGCGUGUCCGCUACGUCAGCCCUCACCUGGCCUCUCAUGUAGAACAGUUUAGUAAGCUGGAGCCUGUGCUGAGCAGUGGGCUGCAGAGUGUUGGGGAGGGUUACAAGGCCGAGCGCUGGCUGCUGCACAGCCUACAGGUCCACCUGCUGUCAGCCCAGCUCCGACCCCUGCUCAAACACCAGGGACACACGAGCAAGUACUACAACGUGGAGGCCUUUUUGCUGAGUGAGCCCCAUGUGACGGCCAUGUUCCAGUGUCUGGAGGCCGUGGAGCAGAACAACCCCCGUCUGCUGGCCCUUGUCAACACAGUUAAGCUGUCCACUCUAAUGUGCUCUCCGUACAUGGAGGGCCUGUUGAAGAGUCAGAGUCUGGGUGUUCUGCCGGGGGCGGGGGGCGGCUGGAGGUCCGGGGAAGGUCAGGGUCCCCCCAGAGGUGAGCUCAACCACAGGCUCACCACCUCCCAGUGCUCCCUCCCCCACCGAGACGGAGGACUUACGCCCAACAGUAAUAAUCCAGGGGCCAUCUCAGAGAGCAACUCAGACUCCAAUCCAUCCGCUAGGGCCUCGGGAGCCCCCUGGGGGUGCGUGGGUCCGAGGUCCGAGAGAGAUGGCGAAAGGGGCAUGAGCCCACCUCCCGGUCCCUCAGUGGUGGUCCCCUCCAUCGCCCUGACAGAGCCCGUCUCCCCAUGCCCUGCCCACUCCGACGCCCUAGACUCUGGCGAGGGCGACUACGACGACGGCCCCGAGUAUCUGGCUAUCGGUAACCUGGGGCAUCGUGGCAAUCGCCGCGACUCCCAAAGCUCCACCCCCGGUGGCGAGCCUUGCGGCGGCGAAUCGGAUGGUGAGAUUCAGGUCCAGUCCCCUGGAAGGAGUUCCUUGGCUUCGGUCCCACCUCCCACACCUCGAAGGUCAUCCUUCUCGGAGGGUCAGAGGGAGCCGGGUCGGGGGGGCAGCAGAGGGCACGUCCGCUCAAUGUCCGACACAGGGAUCAACAGCAAACAUAGACAUGAAUCCCUGGUUGCGGAGGACUGUCGUUUGGAGGACUACAGCCCUUUCUCCCUCGGCAGCAGUGAUGCCAGUACACCCAGUUCCCUCUAUAUGGAGUCUAACGGCUCCCAGUACAGCAGUGUUCCAGACUGCAUGUUCCGGAAGCCUUUGGAGGGACAAAGCCUCAUCAGUUACCUGUCAGAGCAGGACUUCGGCAGCUGCGCUGACCUGGAGAAGGAGAACGCCCACUUCAGCAUCUCGGAGUCUCUGAUCGCCGCCAUCGAGCUGAUGAAGUGCAACCUGCGGCGGCGGGUGGAGGACGAGGAGGAGGGUGACGACAGUGACUCAGAGAUCCAGCAGCUCAAACAGAAGAUCCGGCUACGUAGACACCAGAUCCAGCGGACCCGCCUGCCGCCCUCACAGCGCUUGUUCCAUUCAACAGACAGUGGAUGCUCCCGCAGGAGCUCCCAGGAUUCCUUUCACCUGUCCAACUCUGGCUCGGCCGAGGAGGUGGAGGAGUGCGAGCUGAAAGACAUAAAGCGCGGUGUGACAUCCAGUGUCCGCUCUUUCCUCAGAUCAGAGUCUAUUUCUCCGUCGUUCCUCCAGUCUAACUCUGCUGAGUCGGUGGCCAUGGGCCUGCUCAGGCAGUUUGAGGGCAUGCAGCUCCCUGCAGCCUCGGAGCUCGACUGGCUGGUCCCAGAGCAAGACGCACCACAGAAGCUCCUGCCCAUCCCUGACUCCCUGCCCAUCUCUCCUGAUGACGGGGAGCAUGCUGACAUUUACAAGCUGAGGAUCCGAGUGAGAGGGAACCUGGAGUGGGCCCCCCCGCGACCCCAGAUCAUCUUCAACAUUCACCCCGCGCACAAGAGGAAGAUCGUCGUGGCCAAGCAAAACUACCGCUGUGCAGGCUGCGGGACUCGCAUAGACCCAGACUACAUCAAGCGAAUGCGCUACUGUGAGUACCUGGGCCGCUACUUCUGCCAGUGUUGCCAUGAGAACGCCCAGGCGGUGGUGCCGGGCCGUGUGCUGAGGAAGUGGGACUUCAGCAAGUACUAUGUCAGCAACUUUGCCCGGGACCUGCUGGGCAAGAUAUCAGGAGACCCCCUGUUCAACCCCAACGACAUCAACAGUGGCCUCUACAAGAAGAACAAAGCCCUGGAGACUGUCCGGGUUUUGAGGGUCCAACUAUUCCACAUGAAAAACCUCUUCAAGACCUGCCGCCUAGCUAGAGACGUGCUGGACCAGUUCGACAGCCUCCCUGGUCACCUGACUGAGGACCUGCACCUGUUCUCCCUCAGCGACCUCAACGCUGUGCGCAACGGAGAGCUGGCCCCCCGGCUACGAGAGCUUCUGAAAUUGGGUUCCGCGCACGUGACUGGCUGUGUGCUGUGUCAGGCCAAGGGCUUUGUGUGUGAGUUCUGCGGCAACGACAAAGACAUCAUCUUCCCCUUCCAGUUGAACAAGUGCACAUGCUGCGAAGAGUGCAAGGCGUGUUUCCACAGCAAAUGUUUUCAGGCAGGCAAGGAGUGCCCGCGGUGCCAGCGCUUGGCAGAGCGGCGGGAGAGGAUGGCACGCAAGAACAUGGAGGAGCAGGAGGAUAAGGAGGAGGACGAGGGAGGCGGGAGCUAGGACGACGAACUGAGAAACGAGGGUGGCGGGGAGCUAGGACGACGAACUGAGAAACGAGGGUGGCGGGGAGCUAGGACGACGAACUGAGAAACGAGGGUGGCGGGGAGCUAGGACGACGAACU